CAAUUCUAUAAUAGAAUUACUCUAUUUUAGAGUGAAAUAUAAAGAAAAUUAUAGAGUACCAUUGGAGAUGAUCUUAACGUUACUUGCAAAACACAGUAACAUUUGAACUCUUCUUCUUUACGAUCUAUAAGAACUUUAUAGUUUGGUUGGCCAAAACAAAAGCACAUUUAAUAUAUUAAGCUACUUGUUGAAAUUAAAGUUGUUUAAUCUAAAACUUACUUUGUGAAUGCCUAGUGGAUUAAAUAUGUUAAUCACUGAUUACGUAUUAGAUUCGUGUAUUCGAGAUGUAUCUAGUCAUCUAGUGUAGUUCUAUAGUUUUUCUUUUGUAAAUUGUCAUCUUACAUAAUAACUUUGCACCAAAAAUCUUAUAUAAUAACUUAGAAAUAGGCUGCUGGAAAUAAAGUUACAGAUAUUUUAGCAUCACGUCAUCGUCAUAUAUACUUAUGAUAUUGAAAAGAACAUAAAAUAUCAAAUACAGCAAAUAGGGAGACAGGCAAAGUCGUGCAAUAUAUAGCCAUAGCUGUAUAUCGUUGAAGAUUCCACGCUUAAAGAAUCUUGAAACACAAAUUCGCAUCUCGAAAGAAGAAUCUAACCGGAAAGGUCAUGGUUCUCCGCAUAAUAUCAAGCUUUCGUCAUCUUUACAUUAUACGGAGAAGAAUAAUAUAUGUAAGAAGAGAGGUUGUAAAAGUCAUUCUUCACAUCAGCAUAAGAAAAAUAAAAUAUGCUUAAGACACAUAUAUUAACAUGCAAUAAUGGUUCAAGGCCAAGCAAAUCAUAUAAAGAGGGCUCAAUACUUGCACCUUUUGUUGAUCACAUAAAACCAAAUAAGAUUAAGAAAAUGAUAAUUUAUUCUUAGUUAGGGAUUAAUAAGUGGGUAACGUGUUCAUUAAUAGCUUUCCACAUUUGAUUGGGUGUGAGUAUAUGUGACACCUCGAUUUGCCAUAGCUAAAAAGAUUUGUAAUAAAUUAAUAUAUUCUUUUUUGACAAUAAAUUAAUUAGAUUAAUAAUAUCUAAUCAUAUUGGUUAAAACAUCACAGUAUCUUUUUACAUUUAUAUUUGUGUAGUAUGUGAUUGUUUUUAUAAGUUAUCUGCAUUUUUGUGAUUCCAUAGUAAUGUUUGUUAUGUAUUUAUUAAUCAAUAGUAAGGUUUGUUUUCUGAAACAUAUAUUAACAUAUAUAUAUAUAUAUGUUAAUAUAUAUAUAUAUAUAUAUAAGUAAAUAACUAAGCAGUGUUAGCUUGGUGAUAAAAAGAAAAUUUGGAGCAAUGCGUAAAUGUAAAUCCGUUAGUUACAGAUUCGAUUUUUACUAUGAAUUAAAUUGUUGUUUCCUUGGUCUGGCCAAACGACAUGCAUCAUGUUUUUUUUUCUAACCUGUACUGUUAAGUUUUAUUUAGAAAAUCCAGAUAUCAUUGAUAUCAAUUUUUUGGGUCUCGUCUCAAAUAUCCGGAUAUCAACAAAAAAACACUAACAUAUGAUGAUAUUAUAAAAAUAUAUAGCAUCCUUAAUCAAAACAUUUUGUUGCAUACGCAAGCACAAAAAUUUAUAUUUUUAUCAUAAAAAACGACCAAUUCACAGCUUUGACUUAAUUUACUUACAAAACACACAGUAACAUUUGAACUCUUCUCCCUUACGACAUAAGAACUUUAUAGUUUGUGUUUGGUUGAUAAAAACAAAAAGAAAUUUUAAUCAAUCCUUUGUGAAUGCCCUAUGCCUAGUGGAUUAAAUAUACUCAUCACUAGAGUUAAGUUACCUAUUAGAUUCGUGUGUUCGAAAGUUUCUGGUCGUCUAGUGCAGUUCUAUAAUUUCUUUUGUCAUCUUAUAUAAUAUAUUUUUCUCUUACGUCAUAUAUACAUAAUUAAAAGAUUGGAAAGAAUCUUUCUUGAACAUGGAUUGAAAAGAACUUAAAUAUCAAAUACAGCAAAUAGGGAGGCAGGCAAAGUCGUCGCGCAAGAUAUAAACAUAGCGGUAUAUUGUUGAAUCCACGCUUAAAGAAUCUAACCGGGACGGCCAUGAUUCUCCGCAUAAUAUGACGCUUUCGUCAUCUUUAUAAUAUACGGAGAAUAUAAUAUGUAAGAGGAGAAAUAGUCAUUCGGGACGUCAGCAUAAUAAUAUAAAAAUGCUCAAGACACAUAUUAAUAUGCAAUAAUGGUUUAAGGUCAAACAAAUCAUAUAAAGAGGGUUACAUGCUGAUCUCUUAAAACCAAAUUAAGAUUAAGAAAAUGAUAAUUUAUUCUUAGUUAUGGAUUAACAAGUGGGUAAUGUGUUCAUCAAUAACUUUCCACAUUGGAUUGGAUGUGAAUAUAUGUGACACAUUUGUCAUUGCUAAAAAGAUUGGUAAUAAAAUUAAUAUAUUCAUCUCUAAUCAUAAGGGCUAAUACGUCAUAGCUUUUAACAUUUUAAUAGUUUUUUCGUCUUUAUAAGAUAUAGUAGUGAAAUACAUUUGAAAUGCGAAUAUUUUGUGAUAGUUUUUACAUUUUAGAUGUGAUUGUUUUUAUAAGUUGUUGCUGCAAUUUUGUGAUUCCAUAUUUGUUAUAUAUAUUUAUUAAUCAAUAGUAAAAUUUGUUUUGUGAAACAUACAGUAACACUAAUAUAACUAAACGGUAUUAGCUUAGUAGUAAAAAAAAAAUUGGGAGUAAUGCGUAAAUCCGUCGAUUUUGAUUUGGUUUCUGUCGUAAACUAAAUUACUGUCUAUAUGGUUUCACCCAAAAUUAAAAUACUUAUUUGUAUUAAUUUUUUAGAGAUUAUUUGAGUCUCGUCCCAAAUAUCAACCAGAAAAUACACUUAACAUAUGAUAUGAUACUUAACCUUUUGGAUUUGAACGUUGUUAAAACAAAAAAACUUUCGGAUUUGAAUAUAACUGAAUCAGCUAAACCAAACUGAACCAAAAAAUUUGGUUUUUGGUUCAUUUUUUUAUCUUAAAUUUCGUUUACUUUGGAAGUUUUUGAAAAUAUUUAAGUCUUUUUGUGAGGUUCGGUUUUUGGUUAGUUUGUUGAAAAAUGAAUUAUCUAAAACAAGGGAAUCAAAUUAACCAAACUAACUAACGAAGGUAUCAGAAUUAAUUGGAAACCGAGAAUAUUAUAACCGAAAAAAACCCGAAACCGCAUUGAUACCCUCUCAAUGAUUCCUAUAAAAACAUCAUCAUCCUUUAAUCAAAAACUGCAUACGCAAGCACAAAAGCUCAGAGAGAGAAAAACCGAUUAGAUUCCGUGUCUGAGUAGACUUUCUCUCCUUCCUUGCAAAGCUUACGACUUUAGAUUUAAUAGAAUCUGCCUCAUUUCACUCUGCUCACGUAGCUUCCUAAGAGAACUCAAGUGUGUACGCCUCUUUAUCUUCUAUAGAAUCAAACCGAACUUUCUACUUUUAGCAUAAAGCUCAACUUUUAAAACUUUACUCUGUUUUCUCUCGCCGCAAACACCAUUUGUGUAGUUUUGUCGUCUCUGUUUUUGAAUUGUCUAAAGGUCUGUCUGAAACUCUGAACUUUACUCUCUUCUUUGUCUUUGUCUUUGCUUUGCUCUGUUUUUUAUCGCCGCAUGUAGUUGUCGUCUCUGUUUUUGAAUUGUCUAUGUUCUGUCUCAAACUCUCAACUUUGGUCUCUUUACUAUUAAAGUUUUGAACUUUUACAAUUCUGUGAGACAGGGCUUCUUGUUUUAACUCUUUUGUCUUUAUUUUCCUGCGGUGAGUUUUGUCUUCUUCGAAGUCAACUAGUUAAUUUGAUUUUGUGUCGUCUUCUUUGUUGUAGGAUACUGGUGGAGGUUUCAACUUUCAAGCAUCUCUUUUUGUAUUCAAAGAUCCUGUCUUUGAUCUUAACCAGUUCGUAUCAAAAUCAACACUUGUUAAUCAUCAACGAGAUGGAACAACACCCUUUUGCUUCCAGAGAAAAUGGGUUUGGCUAUCAAGAGCAUAUGGAUGGUUUAACCAUUGGUUCUGGUGUUUGGAGUUUCAUCUCUGAUGACAUGCUCAACUCCUCUCCCACCUCUGAGCUUAUGAAUUUCAACUCUUUCCCCACAUGGUGCAAUAUCCCUUUUGACACUGACAUGUUGUUCUCCCAGUAUGGUCAAGAAAUGAGCUCUCGGAGUCAUCAUCACUCAUUCGAUAUCGAUGAGCUAAGUGGUAAACGACGCAGUGUACUGAACUGUACUAUCCCCAGGUCUUUGAGCCACUCGUUAGACGAGAAGAUGCUAAAGGCACUAAGCUUGUUUAUGCAGUUCUCAGGUUCAGGAGACGGCGUUUUAGCACAAGUCUGGACUCCUGUCAAGACAGGAGACCAGAACAUGCUCAGCACAUGCGGUCAAGCCUAUCUGCUUGACCCGAGGCUCUCUCAGUACCGUGAGGUCUCAAGGAAAUUCACUUUUGCUUCCAAACCAAAUCAGUCUUCUUAUCCUGGUCUCCCUGGGAGAGUCUUCAUCUCUGGAGUGCGCGAGUGGACACCAAACGUGAUGUACUACAAGAAGGAUGAGUAUCUGCGUGUGAAGCACGCAAUAGAUAAUGAAGUCCGUGGCUCCAUUGCUAUACCCAUCCUUGAAGCAUCUGGAGCAUCUUGUUGUGCUGUCAUGGAGCUUGUCACAUCUGAUGAGAAGCUCAGUUUUGAUGUGGAGCUGGACUCUGUUUGCCGUGCUCUCCAGGCUGUAGACUUAAGGACAUCAGUGGUCCCUCGUCCUCAGUACCUUUCAAGUAAUCAAAGAGACGCCUUAGCUGAAAUACAAGAUGUUCUGCGAGCACUAUGUCAUGCACACAAGUUGCCUUUAGCUCUAACCUGGAUCCCAAACUCAGGUGUUCUUUGCAUAGAGGAGACCGCUUGUUAUGUGAAUGAUAUGGACAUGGAAGGCUUUGUCCACGCGUGUUUGGAUCAUCCUCUAAGAGAAAAGGAAGGAAUCGUUGGCAAAGCUUUUGUAUCCAACCAACCGUCCUUUUCUUCUGAUGUGAAGGCGUAUGACAUCAGUGAAUACCCUCUUGUCCAUCACGCUAGAAAGCACGGUUUGAAUGCUGCUGUUGCUCUAAAACUGAGGAGCACUUACACUGGUGAAGAUGAUUAUAUUCUUGAACUUUUCUUGCCUUUAAGUUUGAAAGGAAGCUUGGAACAGCAACUUUUAUUAGACAGCCUUGAGGGUACUUUGCAGAGAGUUUGUCGAACUCUGAGAACUGUUUCAGAUGUGGAGGCAACUAGCUCAACUCCAAGCAUAUUUUCUGAUAAGUCCUCUGAUAAAGAUAGUACAGGCUCUCAAGGCACUUGUGAACAGGAUAUGAGCAAAGCUAGAACAGCAGAGAGAACGAAAGGCGCCACAGAGAGGAAUGUGAGCUUAAGAGUUCUCCAACAACAUUUCUCUGGGAGUCUUAAGGAUGCUGCAAGAAGCAUUGGUGUUUGUCCCACUACACUGAAACGGAUAUGCAGACAACAUGGGAUCAUGAGGUGGCCAUCUCGUAAGAUCAACAAAGUGAACAGAUCAUUAAGGAAAAUACAGACGGUGCUUGACUCUGUCCAUGGUAUAGAAGGAGGACUGAGGUUUGACUCAGCAACGGGAGAGUUUGUUGCAGUUUGCUCUUCCAAUGGUAACAAUGCACAUGUUAUGGCUGAGGAUGCCUCAUGUGAGUUCUUGAAACCUGAAUCAGUCGACAAUACAAUUAAGUUAGAGGAUGAUAUCAUCACAAACGGAUCAUUCAUGGAGGUUAAUGCUAGUGAUCAGCCAUGUGCUUUGAAGGCUGAACAGUCUGGCUUCAAUGGCAGCUCUCAGGAAAUUGCAAGUGGCAAUAUUAUUGAGCCUAACCGGUCCAUGUCAGAUUCAUCACACGGCUCAGGAGCAGUUAUGCUUAGAAGCUCAUCUCCUUCCAUGGACGAUAGGAACCAAAGGAGAGCACACAAAAGCAAUAGCAGCGAGAGUGGAUCAGCAACGCUCACUGUAAAGGCCACUUACAGAGAAGACACAACACGUUUCAAGUUCGAUCCAUCUGUUGGGUGUCUGCAGCUCUACAAAGAAGUUGGGAAACGCUUUAGACUGCAAGAAGGGUUGUUUCAGCUCAAGUACUUUGACGAUGAAGAGGAAUGGGUGAUGCUGGUUACAGAUUCUGAUCUCCAAGAGUGUUUGGAGAUGUUAGUUGGUAUGAAAAAACAGACGGUGAAGUUUCUUGUUCGUGAUUUGCCAGCUGCUCGUAUAGGUAGUUCUGCUGGUAGCAAUGGUUACCUAGGAGCAGGUUUAUAACACCUACUGCUCAGUUAUGUCUUCUCCUGUGAAAGAAUGUUGUUGUUUUUUUGUCAACGAAAGAAUGUUGUUUAGUUCUCGGUACAUUAAUUUGCUUGUAGAAAAAGGCAUGAGUGGGAAAUGUAAUUUUGGUAUUAGUGUGGAUCAUGAUAUUGAUAUUGUAUAUGAUAUUCCAUCGGUUCCAAAAACAUACUUGUUUUAGAAAAAAAUUGUUUAAAAAAAGAAAUAUAAAACACUAAUUAUAAAUUUCAAGAAAAUUAAUUGAAUUGGUAAUUCUUAUUGGUAAAAUUAUGAAAAUAAACAAUCACAAAAUUAUGCAUUUAAUAUUAAAACUUAAUAUCCUUUAUAUAUUAAUUGAUAAAAACUGCAACAUUUGAAGUAGUAAUAAGUUUGUCCCUUUAAACAUGUAUUAUAUUUUUUUUACUAAACUAACAAUCAAAUUAUUAGUAGUGCCCAAGAAAAUAUUCUCCAUUUUUUGUUUAAAUAAAAGUUACGAAAUUACCUAAUACGAUUAACAUAUACAUUAAUGAUUUUGAAUAAUAAGGAUUUGAUAACAAUUAUUGUAUCCUUCCUCUUUUUGUUUAAUUUUAUAUUAUUAAAAAAUAAAAAAAUUGCCACAAAUACCACAUUCAUAGUAUCAUUUUUCAUGUUUACACUAAACACUUCUAUCCUCACUUUUAAGGAAGGGUACAAACAUUUUUACACCUAGGGUUAACUAAUCUAGACUUGGGGUUUAGAGUUGAAGGAUCGGGUAUGAUUUUUGGAAUAUGAAAUUUAAGAUUCUAAUAAAUAUAUAAAUAAAUUUAAAAAAAAAAUAUUUUAAAAAAUAGUUUCAAACUUAAUUUUUGAUUUUCAAAAAGAAAUUUUGAAAAACAAGGUUCGGAAAAAAUUUAUAAAAAGUUCGAAUUUGAAAAGGUAUAAUUCGAAAACAUAAAAAAAUUAUUUUUUAUUUCUUUAAAUAAUUAUUAUAUAUAUAUAUAGAAAACAAAGGUAUAUGAGUUUUUUUGCUACUUAAUAAAGAAAGUAUUUUUGAAAAUGUUCAUUUAGUGGUGGUAAAGAUGAAUAAUGGUAUCAUUAAAUUCCUCCAAAAAAUAAACAAUCACAUUAAUCAUAUAAUAAACAAUUUAGAUUUUUUAUAUGUUGUAUUUAGAUUUUUUUUUAAAUGACUAUAAAUUACUAAAACUGUUAAAAGUCUCGCACUAAAAUUCUUUUGAUCAAUGGUUUAACUCUUUUUUUGUUAUAACAGCAUACAAAUGAUCAUAAAAUCAUAUGCAAAUGAAGUCUCAUUUAAUAGAUAUUCAGAUUAAAAAUGUAUGUAUAUAUUUCAAUAUCGUUUAAAAUAAACAAUACACCAUAUACAAAUACAUAAAUAUGUGGCACUGAAAAAGUAUUGAGUCCUUAAUAUUUUGAAUUUGAAAUCUGCAUUGAAUUUUUAAAAACGAUUAUAAAUUUCUAAAACUAUUAAAUAUUUCACAAUGAAAACUUUGUGUUCAAUGUUUAAAUUUUUUGUUAUAGUAAAUAUACAAAUGUUAAUAAAGUAGGAAGCAGAUUAAUGAAUAUUCAUAUUAAAAUAUAUUAUAUAUCUAUGUUAAUAUCAUUUAAAUUUAAUUAUAUGCCAUAUAAAUAAAUAAAUAAACUGUUUUAAUUUAUUUACCAAAAUAUUAUUAUAAAUAAACAAGAGAUAUUAUUUUGAUUUAUGUAUUCACUCGAAUUUGACUAUAUACAUAUUAGUUAUUCUCUUCUCAAUUAUUUAAUAUAUUUAUUAUUUCAUAAUACUUAAAAAGCACAAAAUAAAUAAUAAUGUGCAAAAAAGAUUGUAUACAUUUUGAGCAAAACACGAAUCUUAUUCUAGUGUUUUAUUAGAGAGAGAGAGAGAGAGAGAGAGAGAGAGAGAGAGAGAGAGAGAGAGAGAGAGAGAGAGAGAGAGAGAGAGAGAGAGAGAGAGAGAGAGAGAGAGAGAGUAAUAACUUUGUAUAUAUCAGAGAAUAAAAUUUAGAUGUUUCUUUUCCAAAUUAGUAUGUAAUCACCUUUUUAGUCUCUUUUCAAGAACUUAACAAAAAGCAAAAGGAGAAAACACUCUGCAAGGGAAAUAGAAGGUGUCACUUGUCCGUUUGAUGUGCCAUAGUGUUAAGAAUGAAUUUAAGGAUCUGAACAAGAAAUUGUUGAUUGCGGUAUAUAUAUAUAUAUAUAGCUGAAGAGGGAAUGUAGAGAGAUGGGAUGUGUUUCAUCAGAAUGAUUUAUGGUUUCUUUUAGAGGCAUAUAUAUUUGUGAGAUGAGGGAUGUGGAGAGUUACAGGGCCUCAUAAUUUGAUGGUUUAUUGAAGAGCAUAGAAACUCCAUCAGAAGCAUUAUGCCGGAGGAGUUGGAGAGACAAACAAAUUCGGCUAUGAGAUAAUUCAAGGUGAUUAAGUGAUAUUAGAUAAUAUUAGAAUUAGGGGUGGGCCAAAAAACCCAAAAACUUUUGGAAAUGGGCUGGCUUUUUUAUGGAUCCGGGUGGUUCAAGGUCCAUCAGCUUAAUAUACGCUAUGACGUGGCUAAAUAAUAGACUUAGAAUAUUUCAGGUGAUGUGGCAUCCAUAUAAAACCAGAGAUUUACUUUCUUUUAUAUAGUUAAAUGGUUGGAUGAGAAUAAUUCAGGUGAUGUGACACUCCUAAAAUCAGAUAUUUGAAGAUAAAUAGCAUAGUACAAGUUGAUUAACACAUACCUUAACCCAAAAGUAAAACAGAGAAUUGAGAGAAGAAAUAUAGACAGAGAAGUUAGCCAUGGAUACGAAGUCACUUUCUUUCUUCGCCGUAUUUUUCAUACUCUUUUUGGUCAUAUUUGAGGUGCCGGAGAUAGAAGCUCAGCUGUGCGUGAGAGAAUACGUUGGUGAAUUUCCCUUAAGCAACUGUUCCGUUCUGGAAAUUCAGCUUUGUCAUACAAAAUGCCGUGAAAACAACGGAGCUAAAGCUGGGAUUUGCUAUGUGGCAGGAGAGGGAGAAGACGAACAGCGUACCGAAAGCUUUAAGUGCUUAUGCAACUUCUGCAGCGAGUACUUCUGUCAGAUCUAGGUGGUAUUUGAAUAAUCCUGCAUGUGUCAUGGUUUGUAUGAUAAUAAAAAUGAAAGUCGUCCAAUUAAUAAUAAAUAUGUGAAAAAGAGCCAGAAGUACCUUAAGGCCCACAUGGUUUGAUCAACA
Molecule: messenger RNA, 9367 nt
Organism: Brassica rapa (field mustard)
Lineage: Eukaryota; Viridiplantae; Streptophyta; Magnoliopsida; Brassicales; Brassicaceae
Product: protein NLP8
Molecular function (GO): protein binding; DNA-binding transcription factor activity
Source: RefSeq, a predicted model, not a curated record